Messenger RNA from Spodoptera frugiperda (fall armyworm), 3704 nucleotides. RefSeq names its product cell surface glycoprotein 1. The record is from RefSeq and is a predicted model, not a curated record. Lineage: Eukaryota; Metazoa; Arthropoda; Insecta; Lepidoptera; Noctuidae. The coding region runs from base 176 to 3463 and encodes 1095 amino acids. The transcript has 4 exons.
AUGUUCAAUUGUUGACACCUAGGCUAUUGUGCAAUUUUCCGAAGAACACAUCAGUCCGGCGUUAAGGUUGAAGUGGUUAGCGUCCGGUGAGGCUCGCUCCUAAGGAAGGCGGGGGGAGGAUAGAGUAAAUAAAUGUGUCUUACAUAUAAGUGAACAUCAAUUCUGGAGUAUCAUUAUGAAAUGUCAGUCGGGAGUGGUUGCAAUAGAUAUGUUAUUAAAAUUACUUUGUUUGUGUUGGCUAACGGUGUGCGUGCUUUCUGCGCCACCAACGGAUGAGGUCCCCCGAGAACGACAUCAUCCGUCAGUGAUACCCAUUCUUACACAAUCUGAGGAAAUUGACGCGGACGGAAAAUAUAAAUUUAGCUACGAAACCGGGAAUGGUAUCAAGCGUGAGGAGACGUCGUUUGACAAAGUGGUAGAAGGCAGGGCCGACCACAGACACAGUGACUGCAGCAACGAAGGCGGUGAAGAUGAGGACAGUGGAGAAAUCCAUGUGCAAAAAGGAUCUUACUCCUAUACCGCCCCAGAUGGUACCGUCGUCAGCGUAUCGUAUAUUGCUGACGAAAAUGGAUUCCGACCUACAGGAGAACAUAUUAACUUAGGACCAAAAAGGGUUGAAACCUUCAGCCACACGAGCAAAUACGAGUCUUCACUAGAACACGAGAACAGUGAGGAAUAUAAAUCCAAACCUGUUCAUAAAAAGAAAGCUUUGGCAGAAAAUUCAGAGUCGGAAUCAUUUGAAGAUAUAUUACCACCUAAUGGCGAAUUUGCAAAAAGAAUCACCAAUGAAGAAACACAUAUGGACAUUAAACCUGAAACGGAAGACGAGAAAAGCAACAAAGUAAACAAUAAAAAGAUAUCAGUUAACAAAGGUAAAAAUCCUACUUUUGCUGCACCUGAGAUGCCUGUUGCCGAAGAAGAUGCAUUAACAAACGAUAAUUCUAACGAUCAACCUUUUAGCAAACAAAGUAAAAAAGUUUUUAUUAAUAAGGAUACAAAACACAAUGCUAAAGAUAGGAAGCACCCAGAAGAAGCUUCAAAACAAGACAAAAAAUAUGCUGUACAAAAAGAAGAAAACCUAGUUACAAAAGACAGUGAUAUUCUUGAACCUAAAGUAAAUACAAAUACAUUUGAGAAGGAAAUGAAAAAGUCUGGUGCCAAAGAAGACAAAAAAGAAACACUGAAGGAAGGAGAAAAUCCUAUUGAUAAAGAUGUAGCCCCCAAAGAAGAAAAAAAGUCAAAUUCUGAAGAAGGAGAAAAACCUGCCCUGAAGGAAGGAGAAAAGCCUGCUGGUAACGAAGAAGAAAAAACUACGGCCAAAGAUGAAAAAAAGGCAACCCCUAAAGAAAUAGAACAGCCAGUUCCCAAAGAAGAUAAGCCAGCAUCUAAAGGAGAAGAAAAACCCAUCCUUAACGAAGGAGAAAAGCCAGCUAUAAAGGAAGGAGAUAUGCCAACGCCUAAAGACGGAGAAAAACCUGCUUCUAAGGGAGAAGAAAAGCCAAAUGUCAAGAAUGAAAAAAUAGCAUCUCCUGAAGAUGGAGAAAAGUCAGCGGCCAAAGAAGGAGAAACACCAACCCCUAAAGAUGGUGAAAAGCCAGCGCCCAAAGAAGCAGAAACACCAACCCCUAAAGGUGGUGAAAAGCCAGCGCCCAAAGAGGGAGAAACACCUUCUAAAGGAGAAGAAAAGCCAAAUGUCAAGGAUAAAGAAAAAACAUCUCCCAAAGAAGAAGAAACACCAACCCCUAAAGAAGGAGAAAAGCCAGCGCCCAAAGAAGCAGAAACACCAACCCCUAAAGAAGGAGAAAAGCCAGCGCCCAAAGAAGCAGAAACACCAACUCCUAAAGAAGGAGAAAAGCCAGCGCCAAAAGAUGGAGAAAAACCAACCCCUAAAGAAGGAGAAAAACCAACGCCUAAAGAAGGAGAAAAGCCAACUCCUAAAGAAGGAGAAAAGCCAGCGCCCAAAGAUGGAGAAAAACCAACCCCUAAAGAAGGAGAAACACCAACCCCUAAAGAAGGAGAAAAACCAACCCCUAAAGAUGGAGAAAAACCAACCCCUAAAGAAGGAGAAACACCAACCCCUAAAGAAGGAGAAAAACCAACCCCUAAAGAAGGAGAAAAGCCAACUCCUAAAGAAGGAGAAAAGCCAGCGCCCAAAGAUGGAGAAACGCCAACCCCUAAAGAAGGAGAAAAGCCAGAGCCCAAAGAAGGAGAAACACCAACCCCUAAAGAAGGAGAAAAACCAAAGCCCAAAGAAGGAGAAAAACCAACCCCUAAAGAAGGAGAAACACCAACCCCUAAAGAAGGAGAAAAGUCAGCGCCCAAGGAAGGAGAAAACCCAGAGCCCAAAGAAGGAGAAAAACCAACUCCUAAAGAAGGAGAAAAGCCAACGCCUAAAGAAGGAGAAAAGCCAACUCCUAAAGAAGGAGAAAAGCCAACUCCUAAAGAAGGAGAAAAGCCAGCGCCCAAAGAUGGAGAAACACCAACCCCUAAAGAAGGAGAAAAACCAGCGCCAAAAGAUGGUGAAAGAAUUUCGAAAGGAAAAGACAAGCUAGAUGUUAAGGAUGACGGAAAACCAACUCACAAAGAAGGAGAAAAGCCAGCGCCCAAAGAAGGAGAGCCAGCGCCCAAAGAAGGAGAAACACCAUCUCCCAAAGAAGGAGAAAAGCCAGCUCCCAAAGAAGGAGAAAAGCCAGCUCCCAAAGAAGGAGAAACACUAUCUCCCAAAGAAGGUGAAAAGUCAGCGCCUAAAGAUGGCAAAAACCCAGAUUCUAAGGAAAAAGAAAAACCAGCUUCACGGGAUAAAAAACUUGCUACUAAAGAAAGUGAAAAGCAUGCACCAAAACAAGGAGAAAAGCUACCUAGCAAGGAAGGUGAAAAAUCUAUUGAGGCAGGCAAAUUGCCCAAAAAGGAGGCAAAUAAUACAAAAGAAGAAAAAACUAAAGAAGCAGCCAAAUUGAAAAAAGAGCCUGAAAACGCAGAAAAAUUAUCACAAAGAGCGGUUAGCGUAGCAAAACAAGCUAAGAAAUCAGCAAGUGGUGCAGUUCAGUCUGCUAUGGAAGCUUUGAAAACCGUGGAAAAAGUAAUUCAAACUAUUAAAGAGCAAAGCGCGAUAGAAGGGCCAUCGGCUAAAAAUAACGCAACAGAAGCAAAAGCACUCAUUGCCAAAAACGCUGCACAAGAAGCACUACAAGCAGCUCAAACAGUUGGUACUGCCGCUGAAACUGCUGAAAAGGCCGCUAAAGAAGCUAUAUCUUUGGCUAAAUCCCUACCAAAACCCUCUGAAAUCAUUGCGCAAAGUAAAGAUCACUUGGAGGUACUGAAAAUUGAGAAUCCAAAAGAAUCAGAGAAACCGUCUGUAGAUAGUAAAAAACAUGAAGAACCUGAUUACAGUGUUAAACCAAUGGAGGACCCUAAAAAAGCAACUAAAUCUACAGACGAAGCGCCUAAACCUAAAGCUGCAUAGUUUACAUAAAUAUCUGGUGAAAUAUUUGUACAAUAAUUAAUUAAUUAUAAUGGUUGACUGUACGAACAUUGUGUGAAUUUGGGGAAACAAAUGCAAAUUCUACUUAAAGCCUGAAGCUUGCUGUGGAUAAACUGUUAAUUAGUUUUUAAGGGUGAUACAUCUUAAGAAUUUCUAAGUCAAUGGCAUAGUUUAUGUUGUAAAUGUUUAGUUUAAUAUUAUAAAAUAAACGAUUGUUAAACUA